AUGGUCGUUGCUGCUACUUUCGUCACCUUGAUCUGCACUCGCUCCAUCACCAGGUGUGUGUCGAUCUUUUUCGUGGAGUUCCAGAUGCAGUUCUCCACAGAUUACUCCACAACAGCAUGGAUUCACUCCCUUCUGGACUGCACCACUAUGCUCUGUGGAAACCGUCUGUCCACUCGAGUGGCAGUGAUGACAGGAGGACUUUUAUCUUCUCUUGGACUCAUCCUCAGCUUUUUUGCCCCCAGUCUUCAGUUCCUGUACAUGUCUAUGGGAAUUCUCACAGGUUUGGGAUUUGCCCUCAGUUACACACCAGCCAUAGCAAUAGUGGGAACUUAUUUCAACGAGAAAAAAGCUAUGUCGUACGGAAUCGCCAUGUCUGGAAGAGGGAUUGGAAUCUUCAUCCUUCCUCCUCUGAUUCGCCUCCUCAUCGAUCUGUACUCGUGGAGAGGGGCUCUUCUUGUUUUAGGGGGUAUUAUUUCAAACUUGUGUGUCUGUGGUGCUCUUAUGAGGCCAGUAGUGGGGCAAAGUGAAGGUAAAAUGGAGAAUGUAAAACCGAUCUUGGAGGAACCUGAUGUUCAGGAGGAUUUGAAAACAGUUUCUUCUGAGGAACCUUUUUUCCCAAUAAAACAUUUAAGUAAAGAAAGAAGACCGAAAUGCUGUCGUUUUUCAUCGUCAUCAUACAAGUACAACUUUCUGCUCAAACCUGACUUCCUGUUGCUCUCAUUGUCGUUGCUGUUCAUGGCAUUUGGCUGCAGUUUGCCGUUCGUGUACCUGGUUCCGUAUUCUAUCAGCGUGGACCUCAGCCAUCAUCAGGCCGUCCUCCUCAUGUCCAUCCUUGGGGUUAUGGGAAUUGUGGGUAAUAUUACAUUUGGAUGGAUCUCGGACAGGAAGUGUUUGAGGAGGUUCCGUGUGGUCACAUUUCUGGUCCCGGUGGGUUUCGGGGGACUCGGUUGUCUCUUUGUGCCGUUGUUAAAAACUUUUCCUGCACUCGUGUCCUUUUCCGUUUACUACGGCUUCUGCGACGGGGCCUUUAUGGCUCUCAUCCCUGUGGUCACCUCUGAUGUUGUAGGCUCCGCCCACCUGUCCGUAGCUCUGGGCGUGGUUAGCUUUUUACACGCCAUUCCGUACCUCAUCAGUCCUCCAAUAGCAGGUUGGCUGUUGGAUCAAUCCGGCUCUUACACAGCGCUCUUCCUCCUCAGUGGACUUUCUCUCCUCUCCAGUACCUCCAUCCUGACUAUUCUGGCGUUACUGCGCCACUGCUGUAGAGGGCGCUGUGUCUUCACUGACCAACCCUCAGCAGGCCUGAAGCAGUAGCAACUAUAGAACCUAUACUCACUACACUACACAACACAACACAACACAACACAACAUUUACUCACAACACAACAUACACCAACAACAACAACACAUUUACUCACAACAUGAUUAUUAAUUAAACGAAAGCUAUAUUGAUGUUUUUGUGUUCACUAUUAUUAAUAAUUAAUUAUUGUCAUUAAUAACAGUUAUGAUGCUACAACUGUAAUGUUUUUACAAGGUCUCUGUCCAGAACCCUGGUUUUGACAUCAUGUUGAGGUUAUGACCUUCUGUCAACAUUAUUUUGAAUGCAGGGGAAAAGUAUACGUGUGUGUG
Silurus meridionalis is the source of this 1626-nucleotide messenger RNA. Its product is annotated as monocarboxylate transporter 12-B-like. Gene Ontology annotation, molecular function: monocarboxylic acid transmembrane transporter activity. Lineage: Eukaryota; Metazoa; Chordata; Actinopteri; Siluriformes; Siluridae. The transcript is spliced from 7 exons. The coding region runs from base 1 to 1311 and encodes 436 amino acids. The record is from RefSeq and is a predicted model, not a curated record. Gene Ontology annotation, biological process: transmembrane transport; monocarboxylic acid transport.